AUGGAAGCAGCGAAAAUCAUUCUAGGAUGCUCCAAGCGCACAAGUAAUGCAGCCGUCAGGACAGAAUUGGGGAUCCAAUCCCUACGGUCGGGAAGAGAUGCAAGGAAGCUGACAUGGCAGUAUCGCAUGUGCGGGAUGGGAGAGGAGAGGUUGCCGAAAAUAGUGUGGGAGGCGAAGUGGGCAAACAAAACGAGGGGUAGACAACCCACGGAAUGGGUCAAGGUUGUAGAGGACGUAUGGAAGGGGUUCGAUAUCGACGAAGAUGAAACGCUGGAAACGGAGGGUCUGAAGGGGUUCAAGGAGAAGAUAUCUGUUGCUUGUGCCGAGAGAGGACGACAGAAUCUAAGGAAAGAAACCGAGGAUAAGGAGGGUCUAGAAGUGACCGGGGACAUAGGCCUUCGAGAACGUCGACGAAGACAUAGGACGGUAGACGAGGAAGACGACGAGUUCAAAUGUGAUUGCGGCUUCGAAUGCGAAGACCGUGUUCAUGUAGUCGCGGAAUGUCCGUUGUACAAGAAGGAGAGGGAAGUGUACGUGACUGAGCUGGGAAAAAUAGAUGGAACGUACAGGGAGAUGUUUGAGGCAUGGAAUAGAGAGGAAAGGACGGUAGCGGUACUGGGGAGUUGGAAGUGGGUUUGCAAAGGCGGUAAGGGAUAUCGGUGGGAUGGGCAGACUAGGGAAGACAUUUUUGAGCCACCUUUGGCAAAGUAG
This is a messenger RNA of Ectocarpus sp. CCAP 1310/34, 711 nucleotides long. The record is from the annotation of a GenBank genome assembly. NCBI's taxonomy places the organism in Eukaryota, Phaeophyceae, Ectocarpales, Ectocarpaceae.